AUGGCGAAGGGCAAAGGUGGCGACAACAGCAAGAAAGCGGCUGGACAGGGCCGAAAGGCAGAGGCGGCGGCUCGUAAACAAGCUGAAGCUGAGACUCAAGCUGCUGCAGAGGAGGAUCAGGUAUGGGAACAGGGAUCCAAGAAGAAGAACGCCAAGAAGGAAGAAGAGGAAGCCAAGCGCGAAGAGGCUCGUCGCAAGAAGGCCGAACGAGAGCAGCUGUUGGAAAUGGAGGCUGCUGAAAACAAGAGCAAGCCCCAGAGCUCCAAAAACAAAGGCCGCGACAAGAUCCUGGCCCGCCGGGGUGGUGGGAUCGACGCAGCGCUGGCCGCGGCAGAAGGUGGCAGUCUGAGCGCCCGCAAUAUCGAUGAUGCUAUUUCCGCGCUUCAGAUCGCAGCCGGUAAGGAUACAGACAAGGCCGAGCGCCAUCCCGAGCGCCGGUUCAAGCCCGCACUGCGCGCUUACGAGGAGCGACGUCUGCCCGAGAUUCGCGAGGAACACCCUGGUCUUCGCUUGAACCAGUACAAGGAGCUUAUUUUCAAGGAGUUCGAGAAGAGCGCGGAGAACCCCUUCAACCAGGUCUCGGUCGACUACAAUGCUAAGCGAGGGGAUGUCCGAGAGGCAUUAGAUAAAGCCAAGAAAGCUAAAGAAGAUCGCCUUCGCGGUUGA
Molecule: messenger RNA, 666 nt
Organism: Wickerhamiella sorbophila
Lineage: Eukaryota; Fungi; Ascomycota; Dipodascomycetes; Dipodascales; Trichomonascaceae
Exons: 1
Coding region: 1-666 (221 amino acids)
Biological process (GO): transcription by RNA polymerase II
Cellular component (GO): nucleus
Molecular function (GO): transcription coactivator activity
Source: RefSeq, a predicted model, not a curated record